Messenger RNA from Hansenula ciferrii, 573 nucleotides. RefSeq names its product Snd3p (gene SND3). NCBI's taxonomy places the organism in Eukaryota, Fungi, Ascomycota, Saccharomycetes, Phaffomycetales, Wickerhamomycetaceae. The transcript has a single exon. The record is from RefSeq and is a predicted model, not a curated record. Gene Ontology annotation, biological process: protein targeting to ER. Bases 1 to 573 code for a protein of 190 amino acids. Gene Ontology annotation, cellular component: mitochondrion; endoplasmic reticulum.
AUGAAUCCAGCCAUCUCCAACUUGGCCAUCAUGUUGAUCAUGAUGCAAGUCUCCAAAAAAUUGAACUUUGAGGAUCCAAAUGUUGUUUUCUAUGUUAGAGCUGCAUUCGUUACUGCUACUUUAUUCACAUUAGGUGUUUAUUUCUAUACAAAGAGUAUUAUCAACAGAAAGAAUGAUUUAACUACAUUAAAAUUCGUUACACCUCCAAAUGCCAUGGCUGGUGAAACUGAAGAAAAAUUAGAAGUUACUACUGUUAAAGAUUACGAUUUGAAACAAGUUGAAGCUGCUAUUAAAGGUGUUUACACCAGUUUAGCCAUGAUGGCUUUUAUGCAUUUAUACAUGAAAUACACCAAUCCAUUAGUUAUGCAAUCCAUUUCACCAGUUAAAUCUGCUUUGGAAUCAAACAUUGUUCAAAUUCAUGUUUUCGGUAAAGCUGCAAGUGGCGAUUUGAAAAGACCUUUCAAAGCUGCUUCAAUGUUUGGUGGUUUUGGUGGUCAAGAUACUGUUAAAACUGAUAAACAUUCUAUUGAACAAGCUGAAAAGGCUGGUAAUGGUGGUGUUAAACAAGAAUAG